This is a messenger RNA of Glossina fuscipes, 1995 nucleotides long. It is a transcript of the gene PIP4K, whose product is annotated as phosphatidylinositol 5-phosphate 4-kinase type-2 beta. The record is from RefSeq and is a predicted model, not a curated record. Lineage: Eukaryota; Metazoa; Arthropoda; Insecta; Diptera; Glossinidae. Gene Ontology annotation, biological process: phosphatidylinositol metabolic process. The transcript has 10 exons. The coding region runs from base 432 to 1646 and encodes 404 amino acids. Gene Ontology annotation, molecular function: phosphatidylinositol kinase activity.
GCAAAUUUAUUUAGAAAUAUUUCAAAGUGUACUUGCUUAAAGAAUAAAUUGAUUUAUUCUUCAUCACUCAAAAAAGCAUGAUAUUUAAGAUUCUUUUUCCUGCAAUAAAAAACUACGCAUUAUCCAAAAAUCUUUCGGAUGUGAAGAGAAAGUAAAGACAUCUUUCCUUCUUCAGAGAUACUACAACCAACAGUAAUUUAGCGAAUAAGAACAAGCUAAGAUAUUUUUAAAUGCUGUAGAUGACAUAUUCUUGGUGAAGUUAAUAAAGCCGAUGGUAAAUCAGUUUAGCUAAUAAACUGACGUCGCAUAAGUCAAAAGUUUUGUACGCAUAAACAAUGCUGCGCUCUUUCAUGGAAUAACUUUCUAUUGAAAAUGGUCACUUGACGUAAUAGGUUCACACAUUUUAAAUAAUAUUGGUACACGCUAUCAUCAUGGAUAAAAAGACGUCUUCAUCCGUACAGCCACGAAUUUUGAAAAAAAAACACUUUCGUGUUAAACACCAAAAAGUCAAGCUUUUUCGAGCAAACGAGCCUAUACUUAGUGUAUUUAUGUGGGGAGUCAAUCAUACGAUUAAUGAACUUAGUCACGUAAACAUACCUGUAAUGUUAUUGCCGGAUGAUUUUCGUGCUUUCUCAAAAAUCAAGGUUGACAAUCAUUUAUUUAAUAAAGAAAACAUGCCAUCACAUUUUAAGGUAAAAGAGUAUUGUCCACUGGUAUUUCGGAAUUUACGCGAGCGUUUCGGAGUCGAUGAUGUUGAUUAUCGUGAGUCGCUUACUCGCUCUCAGCCGAUACGAAUUGAAUCGUCUGGAAAAUCUGCGGCGCAGUUUUAUGAGAGCUAUAACAAAUUCUUCAUAAUAAAAAGUUUGACCUCGGAAGAGAUUGAACGUAUGCAUGCGUUUUUGAAACAAUAUCAUCCAUACGUCGUUGAACGGCAUGGUAAUACCCUAUUACCACAGUAUUUAGGUAUGUACAGAAUAAGCGUGGAAAGUGUUCAAUAUUAUUUUGUGGUAAUGAGAAAUGUAUUCAGUUCACAUUUAACAAUUCAUAAAAAAUUCGAUUUAAAAGGAAGCACAGUAGAUCGGGAAGCAUCAGAGAAAGAAUUAGAGAAGAAUUUGCCUACUUAUAAGGAUAACGAUUUUAUAAAACAAAAAGUACGUGUAGAAAUCGGGGAUGAUGCCAAAAAGAAGCUUAUGGACUUACUCGCAAACGAUGUCGAGUUACUUACCAAAUUGCACAUUAUGGAUUAUUCAUUGUUAGUUGGCAUUCAUGACUGUGUGCGUGCUGAAGAAGAAGCUCUCCAUAGUGAGAUUGCUCAAGGCACUGGACGAAGCGAAAACAGUGAAAGUGAAGAAUGCGACAGCGGCGAGAGGUGGACUUAUAAUACACCUCCAGAUUCACCUAGAGGCGCGCAAUAUAAGGAAGUUGUAUACGAAGUGGAUAUGUAUGCCAUUCCAAGUAUAGAAGAAAGACGAGAAAUAUAUUUUAUUGCUAUAAUUGAUGUCCUCACUCAAUAUGGUGUAAAAAAACAGGCAGCAAAAGCCGCUAAGACUGUGAAAUACGGAAGUAAUGUUGACGGAAUUUCCACAUGUGAUCCUGAACAAUAUGCCAAAAGAUUUGUGGAAUUCAUGGAUAAAGCCAUGGAAUAAGUUAUACAUUAUUUAUACCAGCAUUAAUUCUAUAGAAAAUACAUAAAUUAAAUCAUUGUAAGGGUUUUAAAAAGAAUUUGAAAAUGUUAUCCCUACACACAUUACGAUGUUACGAUACACAAAUUACGCAAGAGUGAAUAAUAACAUCUAUAAUCGUAAAUACCAAUUGCUUUAUAACAACCAAUAUUUUUAUCACACACUUUUGCUAUUUUACGUAUCAUUUUUAAAAACGUAUUGAUUUUUCCUUCUUGCUGCUGUAAAUAAAAUCAGUAAAAAACAAAUUUUAGCAUAUUCAGAACUUUUCUAAAUGCAAACGCCUUUAACCGUUUAUAAGAUGAUAAUAUACUAA